Ailuropoda melanoleuca (giant panda) is the source of this 1843-nucleotide messenger RNA. RefSeq names its product stromal cell derived factor 4 (gene SDF4). Lineage: Eukaryota; Metazoa; Chordata; Mammalia; Carnivora; Ursidae. Gene Ontology annotation, molecular function: calcium ion binding. The transcript is spliced from 7 exons. Gene Ontology annotation, biological process: calcium-ion regulated exocytosis. The coding region runs from base 206 to 1321 and encodes 371 amino acids. Gene Ontology annotation, cellular component: endoplasmic reticulum. The record is from RefSeq and is a predicted model, not a curated record.
AUGGCGGCGCCAGCGUCGUCGCGGUGAGGUCGCGCCCGCCGUUCCUGAUCCGCCUCUUCCCGGAAGAAAGAUGGCCGCGGCCUAGGCGAGGGCCGUCGGAGGCGUCACGGGCGCUCGGGCCCCGCUCGGCGGAUCCUGGGCGAGGGGAGGGAGACUGCUUCUGGCCACACUUGUGGACCAUCCCGCAGUCUGGACCCAGGUGGCCAUGGCGCCCAGGCAGGCUCCCCUCUGUGGCCUGGCUCCUCACUGCCUCUGGCUCUUGGGGGUCAUCCUUCUGAUGGACGUGUCUGCCCGGCCUGCCAACCACUCAUCGGCUCGGGAGAGAGCCGGCAACAAGGAGGAGCCUGAGAUCCUGCCCCCGGACCACCUGAAUGGGGUGAAGCUAGAGAUGGAUGGGCACCUCAACAAAGACUUCCACCAGGAGGUCUUCCUGGGGAAGGACAUGGACGGCUUUGAGGAGGACGCGGAGCCACGGAGGAGCAGGAGGAAGCUAAUGGUCAUCUUCUCCAAGGUGGACGUGAACACCGACCGGAGGAUCAGUGCUAAGGAGAUGCAGCGUUGGAUCAUGGAGAAGACGGCGGAGCACUUCCAGGAGGCCAUCGAGGAGAGCAAGGUGCACUUCCACGCUGUGGACCCCGAUGGCGACGGUCGUGUGUCGUGGGAUGAGUAUAAGGUGAAGUUUUUGGUGAGCAAAGGCCACAAUGAGCAAGAAGUUGUGGAGAAGAUCAAGAAUGGCGAGGAGCUGAAAGUCGACGAGGAGAGUGAGCGCCUGGGUCCUGUGGCGCGCCGCCAGGGGGCCUGUAGCCCGGCACAGGAAGUCUUGGAGAACCUCAAGGACCGCUGGUAUCAGGCGGACAACCCCCCCUCAGACCUUCUUCUGACUGAGGACGAGUUCCUGUCGUUCCUGCACCCCGAGCACAGCCGUGGCAUGCUCAAGUUCAUGGUCAAGGAGAUUGUCCGGGACCUGGACCAGGACGGUGACAAGCAGCUCUCGCUGCCCGAAUUCAUCUCUCUGCCCGUGGGCACUGUGGAGAACCAGCAGGGCCAGGACAUCGAUGACAGUUGGGUCAGAGACCGAAAAAAAGAGUUUGAGGAACUGAUUGAUGCCAACCAUGAUGGGAUCGUGACCAUGGCGGAGCUGGAGGACUACAUGGACCCCAUGAACGAGUACAAUGCCCUUAACGAGGCCAAGCAGAUGAUCGCCAUCGCCGACGAGAACCAGAACCAGCACCUGGAGCCCGAGGAGGUCCUCAAGUACAGUGAGUUCUUCACGGGCAGCAAACUGAUGGACUACGCCCGCAACGUGCACGAGGAGUUCUGAGCCCGCGCCUCCUGCCGCCCGCCCCACGCGCCUCGGCCGGCCGGCCCUCCCUCCCUCCCGUGGCCCCGACAGCCGUGGUCCAGGCUUACUACGGAUGUGCUUGAGCGGGCCCGGGUCCCGAGGUGCAGCUGCGGACUGGCUGCCCUCCGUGCGUGGGGGUCCCACGUGACUGCUGCGUCUCAUUUCUGAGAACCGGGUGCUGUUCCGUGAAGGCACUGACCGCAUCAGGGCCCUGUGGGCUCACCACACCUGUGGGAAGUAACGCAGCUCCUGCCGUUUCCUUGAAAACCGAGACGUGAACGUAGUGUUAGAAUGUGCUCUGCUGGGAGCCCGUCGCCGGCCGCUGGGGGGUGCCUGCCCCUUCCCGGGGCGCUGCGGAGGGGCUCCCGCAGUGUUCCCGUCUCCGAAAACACAAACACUUGUGACGAGAAUCUCCUUCGUGUACUUUAAAAUAGAGUUGCCUUUUUCUCCCAGCUUCGUUUCUUUGUUGAAAAAACGCCCAUAAAAUGAUUUUGGAACGUU